This is a messenger RNA of Humulus lupulus (European hop), 753 nucleotides long. RefSeq lists its product as uncharacterized. NCBI's taxonomy places the organism in Eukaryota, Viridiplantae, Streptophyta, Magnoliopsida, Rosales, Cannabaceae. The transcript has 3 exons. The record is from RefSeq and is a predicted model, not a curated record. The coding region runs from base 253 to 627 and encodes 124 amino acids.
AACAAGGUCGCCAAAAUAAGUUUUUAUUUGUCAAUCCUAAUAUCGUCGCCACUCAAGGGAGUUCAUUCGACGAUCGUGUUCAGAAUCUGUUCAGACGUUGCAAUGACGUAAAAUCAAAAGAACAAGUUAUGCUUGUCCCUUGGAACCAUGGGUAAGUUUAAAAAGUUGUCAUUUUUCCGACCCAUAUCAAUAAUUUCUUUGUUUAACAUUUGAGCUAUAAUUUUUUUGUUUUUCUUAUACAGUGAACAUUGGAUGUUGCUUAUUUUGGCACCAUAUGCAUAUCAUGUUUAUUGUUGUGAUCCGGUGAAUUCAGAGCUAAAUAACCGUGAGGAGAUUGUAUCAGUGAUCGUCAGCACUUUUAAUCUUUUUUUCUCUAUGAAUCUUCCUGAUGUCGAGAUCCCUGAUACUCUACGCAUUAAGCAACCUCAGUGUCCACACCAACCGGAAAAUGUGGCAUGUGGAUACUACUUAAUGAAGAUGUUGAAGGAUUUGAUUGAACAUGCGAGUCCUGGGCAUUACUUGAGAACGCUAACAAGCACAUCAUAUACAGAGGCACAAAUUGAUGAGUUGCGACAAGAUUGGGCGACAUAUAUGUUGUCGAUAAUCCAAAGUUACCGACCUCGUUGAUAGGUUUUUUUUUAAAAAUUUUUUUACUCUUUCUUCAUACACAAUGCAAUAUUUGUUCAUUUUGAAUAUUUCUAACAAAUAUUGUAUUUCUUGUAUAUAUCAAACAAAUAUAUUUUUUUCUUUCAA